This is a messenger RNA of Lycium ferocissimum, 1302 nucleotides long. RefSeq lists its product as uncharacterized. Lineage: Eukaryota; Viridiplantae; Streptophyta; Magnoliopsida; Solanales; Solanaceae. The transcript has 3 exons. The record is from RefSeq and is a predicted model, not a curated record. Bases 62 to 1111 code for a protein of 349 amino acids. Gene Ontology annotation, molecular function: protein-folding chaperone binding. Gene Ontology annotation, cellular component: cytosol.
UUUUUUUACCUGUUUGUCUUUCUAUCUUUUCAAAUUCAAGAAGUGGUGAACAAGUUAGGAGAUGGGUGUAGAUUACUAUAAGAUAUUGCAGGUUGAUAAGAAUGCUAAAGAUGAUGAUUUGAAGAAAGCUUAUAGGAAAUUGGCUAUGAAAUGGCAUCCUGAUAAGAACCCCAAUAACAAGAAAGAAGCUGAGGCUAAAUUCAAACAGAUUUCUGAAGCCUAUGAGGUCUUGAGCGAUUCACAGAAAAGGGCAAUUUAUGAUCAGUAUGGGGAAGAAGGCCUUAAAGGUCAAGUGCCACCACCAGAUGCUACUGGUGGACCUGGUGGGGCUACAUUUUUCCAGACAGGGGAAGGACCAAAUGUAUUUAGAUUCAAUCCAAGAAAUGCCGAUGAUAUCUUUGCAGAAUUUUUCGGAUUUUCGAGCCCAUUUGGUGGUGGGGGAAUGGGAGGUGGGGGUAUGGGAGGUGGUGGUAGUGGGAUGAGAGGUACAAGGUUUUCUAGUUCAAUGUUUGGGGAUGAUAUUUUUAGUUCAUUUGGUGAAGGCAGACCAAUGAGUAGAGGCCCACGGAAGGCGCCACCGAUCGAACGAACAUUGCCUUGUAGUCUAGAAGAACUUUAUAAGGGGACAACCAAGAAGAUGAAAAUCUCUAGGGAGAUAGCUGAUGCAAGUGGGAAGACUUUACCAGUAGAAGAAAUUUUGACCAUUGACAUCAAACCGGGCUGGAAAAAGGGAACAAAGAUUACAUUCCCAGAAAAAGGAAAUGAAGAGCCAAAUGCCGUCGCUGCAGAUCUCGUGUUCAUAAUUGACGAGAAACCACACAGUGUGUUUACAAGGGAUGGAAAUGACCUUGUGAUCAAUCAGAGAAUCUCACUUGCUGAAGCAUUAACAGGCUACACAGUCCAUCUAACGACGCUUGAUGGAAGAAAACUGACUAUUCCUAUCGACAAUGUAAUACAUCCAAACUAUGAAGAGGUUGUCCCAAGGGAAGGAAUGCCAAUACCCAAAGAGCCUUCAAGGAGAGGGAACCUGAGGAUCAAGUUCAAUAUCAAGUUUCCUACAAGGUUAACAGCAGAACAGAAGACCGGAAUUAAGAAAUUACUUGCUUCCUAGGCCAAAUAGUUGAUAAGCACCCAUAGUUAGUGUCAGUCUAUGUUUCGCUUUUGUCCUUGAUUUUUUUUUCCCCCUCCUUUCUAUCUGGGGAUAAUUGGUUCCCUUGUAGUCUUUCUAUAUUUAGCUACAUAUUGUGAGUUUUGAGACAAUAAAUGAAUAAUGUGAAUAUAAUCUAGGAUUGGCAUUUUAAA